CGAGUCUUGGGGGGAGCGGUAAAGGGCACUGGCAGGGGAUGGGGCCCGUCUCCGCUCCUCGGCCGGGCCCCCCCUGCACCUCCCGCAGCUGGUAACCUGCCCAAGGUCACUGCUGGGCAGUGAGGCACAGGGGUCGGCCCAGCAGGGGACUCGAACCGCCACCUCUCCUUUUGGCCCGACACUUGGCUGUUAAGGCGCUGCAGGCAGCUCUGCGGCUCCCCGUCCCGCACCCAGACUCAGGUGUGCUGUCCAGGACUGGCACCUACCCCUAGCAUCCCGGAGCUGGCCUCUCGUUUUCCCCGCCUGGGUCCCUGAGGAGUGCCCUUGAGGAAGGUUUGCCAGGCCCACGCCUCCGCUGGGACACAGCUGCGGGCUCUUGGCCCGGGUGCCCAUGACACCUAUGCGAGCCGGUCCGGACACUGCCACCACCUCUGCUCCAGCACCGCCGCCGGCCCAAUGCCGGUCAUGCCCAUCCCGCGGCGGGUGCGCUCCUUCCAUGGCCCCCACACCCCCUGCCUGCACGCGGCCUGCGGGCCCGUGCGCGCCUCGCACCUGGCCCGCACCAAGUACAACAACUUCGACGUGUACGUGAAGACGCGCUGGCUGUACGGCUUCAUCCGCUUCCUGCUCUACUUCAGCUGCAGCCUGUUCACCGCGGCGCUCUGGGGCGCGCUGGCUGCCCUCUUCUGCCUGCAGUACCUGGGCGUGCGCGCCCUGCUGCGCUUCCAGCUCAAGCUGUCGCUGCUGCUGCUCCGCCGGCGCGUGGACUUCCGCCUGCUCAACGAGCUGCUGGUGUCGGGGAUCCACGUGACCGUGCUGCUGGUUGGCGGCCUGGGCUGGUGCUUCCUGGUCUUCGUGGACAUGUGAGACCUUUCCUGACGUCCACACAGGAGAGGUCCACAUCCACAGUGAGACCUGCGGGCCGCCCCCAGAAGAGAGUGAGGGGACGCUGGCCCUGUCCCUCUGGCUGGCGCCGGCUCCCACCCUGCCUGUGUUUGCAUUUAGGUGUGGCAUCCCCUGGGCCCGCCCCCCGCCUGUGGUUCCUGCUCACACUUACCCGGGCCGUGUUGUAGGCUGUCCUGUCUGCCGAGGCCGCGUUCAGAGCCUCCGUGCAGCCGUCCCUGUCUCCUGUCCGCUCUCGGGAUGCGUCUAGUCUGGAGAUGGCACUGGGCAUCCCCUUUGGUUCGAGACCCCUGGAGGUAGAGAGUGGGCUGCCAAGGAGCACGUCCAGUGGGGGCUCCUGGCCAUAUAGAUGCACUUUGUGCCCCUCCAGUCUGGCCCCCUUAGGGUGUGCAGGGCUCCAUGAGCCGAUACUAGCCCCGGGAUGCCUGAGCCCGGACACAGGCCACAGACCACUCUUGUGCCACCCACAGGGGCACAUGGGUCCUGAGUCCCAAACCACUCAGGGGCCUAGCAGAGAGCCGCCAUGACUUUGGCGGUCACAGGUUCAGGGCCAGCUGCAGCACCAGGCCGAGCACUGAGCGUGCUUCUGUGGCAGAGGCUA
Molecule: messenger RNA, 1504 nt
Organism: Tupaia belangeri chinensis (Chinese tree shrew)
Lineage: Eukaryota; Metazoa; Chordata; Mammalia; Scandentia; Tupaiidae
Gene: TMEM250
Product: transmembrane protein 250
Source: RefSeq, a predicted model, not a curated record